Theileria equi strain WA is the source of this 582-nucleotide messenger RNA. Its product is annotated as signal peptide-containing protein. The transcript has a single exon. NCBI's taxonomy places the organism in Eukaryota, Apicomplexa, Aconoidasida, Piroplasmida, Theileriidae. The record is from RefSeq and is a predicted model, not a curated record. The coding region runs from base 1 to 582 and encodes 193 amino acids.
AUGUCAGAUAAUGAAAUGAUUAUCGCUGUUUUAUAUAUCUUGCUUACUAUCGCUUCAUGCUAUCUGGGAGACCCGAAACCCAUAGAUGUUGACAUUAGGAAGAUUGACAAAUCUCUGUUCAAUAUGCAGGUUUUGGAGAUGAAUGGAAUUUCUUACACUAGGUAUCUUUCAACACCUGGAAACAUUGUAAUAAAGCUGAUGGACGGUGACCAACUUAUUUGGGAUGGUAAAACCUUAGAAAAUGCAGCUUCAAUGUUUUCGGUAGAUAACUUAAAUGCAAAUACGGUCGUUAUAACAACACACGGUGAGGUUGAAACAAUUUAUAAUAAAACACCAAACGGCUGGGAAAAGGGCAUAUCAAAAGACGGAGGCUUCAAAGUGGAAGUGCUGAAGCAUUCUGUGGAUGUACCGGAUAAUUCUGCGAAUUCCAUAAAACCGAACAAUCAAACAUCAAAUCAGAAUUCGCAUCCAACUAUACAGGUUCAUUCAGAAAUUUUAAACAAAAUGACUGAAAGUUCUUCGGAAGUGGCCCUAACUGCAAUCUCCUACGUGAUUGCUAUCAUAACGAUCUACAGUUGGUAG